GUCAUGUUGUGUUGACAGUCUCUGCCUGCAUCUCCAUCCAGAUGCUUGCAGCUGCUCGGGGGGCGCAGCAGCACCAGACUGCCUCUCAGACCGGGGAGGGGGCAACGUUUACCCCGCAGGACACACAGUUGCUGCCCGAGCCUCUCCAGCUCCUGUCACACGUGUACUCUCUCUCCUCAGUUUAGAGCUGACUCCCAUCGCUCCCACUCCCCGCUAGCCGAUUCAUUCGCUCCUCGAUGCCUUCACGAUGGAAGGGAGGUGAUUCUCCUCGCCGCCAUUUUUAGGGAACUGCCUAUCGAGGAGAAACUUUGCUAGCUACUGCCUCACGUUAGCAGCUAGCUAGCUAGUUGGCGAGUAGCCUGCCUACCAGUCUCGCGGUGACAGUUAACGCUUGACAGUCGUUAGCGGGGCUAGCUUGCCUCACGUUGAUGUGAAUCGUCCCUGCGGCCGGUCAGUAUACAUGACAAAAACAUCCCGUACUGCUGAACGAGCUACACUUGGAGUCAGUGUAGCCGUCUAUAUUGGGUAGGGCAGUUGUAACGGUUACAAUACCGAAUAUUAGCAUUGCUAACUUAUAAGCUAGCGAAUUCACACUUUGAUUUCUCUGGACUGCAUUGCCUCGUCUGUGAUUUUAGCGUCAGCCACCAACUCUGACCGUGUUACAGGGACUGACUGGAUUAAUCGGCCGCUUAUGCCCCACUUCUCAUCCGGGCUGGACUCAUCUUGACCAGGUGCCCAUGUUCCUUAGGCCCAUCCAUUACCGCAGAUGAAUCUUCAGCUGCUGUGGCGUAGCUCAGCACCCAGAUAGUCCCGUCCCCUUUGCGUGGGUGAUAAGGGACUACAUUCACCAGGAUGCCCUCCUCUGUAAGGGCAGGGAGCCUGAAGGAUCCGGAGGUGGCUGAGCUUUUCUUCAAAGAAGACCCAGAGAAGCUUUUCUCUGACCUCCGAGAGAUCGGCCAUGGCAGCUUCGGCGCUGUCUACUUUGCACGGGAUGUGCGCACUAACGAGGUGGUGGCCAUUAAAAAGAUGUCCUACAGUGGGAAACAGUCUAAUGAGAAAUGGCAGGACAUUAUAAAGGAGGUGAAGUUUCUGCAGAGGAUCCGGCACCCCAACAGUAUAGAGUACAAAGGCUGUUACCUCCGUGAGCACACAGCAUGGCUGGUGAUGGAAUACUGUCUUGGCUCAGCCUCCGAUCUGCUAGAAGUUCAUAAAAAACCUUUACAAGAAGUAGAGAUUGCUGCCAUCACACAUGGUGCUCUGCAGGGGCUGGCCUACCUUCAUUCCCACAAUAUGAUCCACAGGGACGUGAAGGCAGGUAAUAUUCUGCUGACUGAGCCUGGGCUGGUCAAACUGGCCGACUUCGGCUCCGCCUCCAUCGCCUCACCUGCCAACUCCUUUGUGGGAACGCCAUAUUGGAUGGCCCCAGAGGUGAUUCUAGCUAUGGACGAGGGCCAGUAUGACGGGAAGGUGGAUGUUUGGUCCUUAGGGAUCACCUGUAUAGAAUUAGCGGAGAGGAAGCCUCCCUUGUUUAACAUGAAUGCAAUGAGUGCCUUAUAUCACAUAGCGCAGAAUGAGAGCCCUACACUGCAAGCCAGUGAAUGGUCGGAUUACUUUAGAAAUUUUAUCGAUUCAUGCCUUCAGAAAAUCCCCCAGGACAGACCACACUCCGACGACAUGCUGGGCCAUGCGUUUCUGCAGCGUGAGCGUCCAGACUCUGUGCUGAUGGAUCUUAUCCAGAGGACCAAGGAUGCGGUGCGAGAGCUGGACAAUCUGCAGUACCGCAAAAUGAAGAAGAUCCUCCUUCAGGAAGCCCACAACGGACCCACAGCAGAGGUCCAGGAUGGAGACGAGGAGCUGGAGCCGGGCGGAGGUCGAACGGGAACCGUGAACAGUGUCGGCAGUAAUCAGUCCAUCCCCAGCAUGUCCAUCAGCGCCAGCUCCCAGAGCAGCUCCGUCAACAGUCUGAACGAAGCGGCCCAGGACAGCCGCAGCGAGCUGGACUUGAUGGAGGGAGACCACACGGUCAUGUCCAACAGCUCCGUCAUACACCUCAAACCGGAGGAAGAGGAGAGUUUCUCCGGGGAGCAGGCAGCCACCAGUCAACCCUCUGAGCCCCCUCAAACACCAGCUCAGGCCCCGAGGAAGCACUACCGCAACAGAGAGCACUUUGCCACCAUACGUACAGCGUCACUUGUGACGCGUGAGAUGCAGGAACACGAGCAGGACUCUGAGCUGCGGGAGCAGAUGUCGGGUUACAAACGCAUGAGGCGGCAACAUCAGAAGCACCUGAUGGCCCUGGAGAACAAGCUGAAGGGGGAGAUGGACGAGCACAGGCUGAGGCUGGACAAAGAGCUGGAAAGUCAGAGGAACAACUUCACCCAGGAGAUGGAGAAGCUGCUCAAAAAACACCAGGCGGCUCUGGACAAAGAUCUGAAGACAUUUACCAACGAUGAGAAGAAGUUCCAGCAGCACAUCCAGGUGCAGCAGAAGAAAGAGCUCAGCAGCUUCCUGGAGUCACAGAAACGGGAAUACAAACUACGCAAGGAGCAGCUCAAAGAGGAACUGAGUGAGAAUCAAUCGACUCCCAAGAAAGAGAAGCAGGAGUGGCUGUCCAAGCAGAAAGAGAACAUCCAGCACUUCCAGGCGGAGGAGGAGGCGAACCUGCUGAGGAGACAGAGGCAGUACCUGGAGCUGGAGUGUCGGCGCUUCAAACGCAGGAUCCUCAUUGCCAGACACAAUGUUGAGCAGGACCUGGCCAGAGAGGAGCUAAACAAACGGCAGACACAGAAGGACCUGGAGCACGCCAUGCUGCUCAGGCAUCACGAGUCGAUGCAGGAGCUGGAGUUCAGACACCUGGGGACGAUCCAGAAGGCGCGGGCAGAGCUGAUCAGGACCCAGCACCAGACUGAGCUCACCAACCAGCUGGAAUACAACAAGAGGAGGGAGAGGGAGUUGAGGCGCAAGCAUGUCAUGGAGGUCCGACAGCAGCCCAAGAGCCUCAAGUCUAAAGAGCUUCAGAUUAAGAAGCAGUUCCAGGAGACUUGUAAAACUCAGACCAGGCAGUACAAGGCCCUCAGGAACCACCUGCUGGAGACCACACCCAAGUCUGAUCACAAGGCCGUGCUCAAGAGGCUGAAGGAGGAGCAGACCCGGAAGCUGGCCAUCCUGGCUGAGCAGUACGACCACUCCAUCAACGAAAUGCUCUCUACGCAGGCUCUGCGGUUAGACGAGGCUCAGGAGGGGGAGUGUCAGGUUCUGAGGAUGCAGCUGCAACAGGAGCUGGAGCUGCUCAAUGCCUACCAGAGCAAGAUCAAGAUGCAAACAGACGCUCAGCACGACAAGGAGAGGAGGGAGCUGGAGCAGAGGGUCUCUCUGCGGAGGGCUCUGCUGGAGCAGAAAAUUGAGGAGGAAAUGCUCGCCCUGCAGAACGAGCGUCUGGAGCGAAUCCGCUCGCUGCUGGAGCGCCAGGCCCGCGAGAUCGAGGCCUUCGACUCGGAGUCCAUGCGGCUGGGCUUCAGCAACAUGGUGCUCACUAACCUGGCUCCCGAUUCCCAGGGGGGCUGGGGGGGAGGAGGUGGAGGAGGCCAGGGGGCUCAGGGGGGAGGCCACUGGCCCGGAGGAGGCGGCGGAGGCGGCCACCAUAGUCAUCACCACCAGGGGGGCUCCAGCUCACAGCAGCCCUGGGGACACCCCAUGCUGGCUGGGGGCCCGCCGCCCUGGAGCCUCCACCACCCGGGAGGAGGGAGUCAGAGGGGGAGCGGCGGAGGGGCGGGAGGGGUGAGGAACAGCCCGCAGGCUAUGAGGAGGACGUCAUCAGGGGGGAGGAAUGAACAGGGCAUGAGCAGGAGCGCCAGCAUCACCUCUCAGAUAUCCAACGGAUCCCAUCUGUCGUACACCUAAACAAGAAACAACACACACACACACACACACACACAGUAAUUGUCUUAAAGUCAAAUUCUUGUGCGCCGAGGUAACACUGUACACACACACACACACACACACACCAUGCAUACAGCGCACACUGCACAGUGCUGAGACACCACUGCUCUCUUACAUCAGUGUGUCUCUGGAAGCCCAAAAGUCCAAUCCAAGAUGGCCGAGGGUCAUUUACAGUACGCCACAGUGCAAUAGUGUCAUAUUUACUGCAGCCUACAGCGCUAUUAUAUGUGUUCGUAUUCGCCAUGUUAGUCUCCGUUGCCAUAGACCCAAAGUGUCAUAUUCAUGGAGUUUAUUAUCAGGAGUUGUCUGUUUGCAGUACGCUGUUUUAUACACACACGUGGAGUUAAUCUGAUGCUUUUAGAUGUUAAGUAGCACAAAAGUUGAGCAGAAUGGGGAAAGUUGAGUAUGCAUUUUUCUGAUUAACAUUAAAAUGUAUCAGUGUGCAAACUCCUUCAAACCGCUCACGAUUAAAGAACUGACAGCUCACUGACAGACAGUUAUUGAGAUUAUAGUUUAUGUGCAGUUGCAGGCAGGAGGCAGGACUGACGAUUGAGGAGCAGUUUGAGAACGUGCCAGACAGGUGAAGAGGGAAAAUGAAAGGAGGACGAAGGUUGCCGUAAGUGAGUACCAAGGCAAGGAAGCAUGCAAUAUAAGCGGGAGGCUUCUCCUCCAGCAGAGGGCAGAUCUGACCGCCAGGUGCAGCGUUUUACCGACACAAAAAACCUGCAAAGAUGCCAAAGGUGCAGAGUCAGAUUUGUCAUUAUCCAUGCCAACAUAUUAAUGUAUUUUAAAGAGAUUGUGCCAGAGAUGUCAGUGAACGUUCAGUAUAAUUCUAUGUGGUGCAUUUGUCGCUGGAGUCAUUUCUCGUGCACGCUCGGCCUCGUUGGGCUCUUGGGUUUCCACAGACCUCUGCACUUCGCUCACACGCGCCCUCGGGACAGGGAUGGAUAUUUCAGCAGCGCCUAACCACCAACUUUUCUCCAAACUGGUGUUCACUCGUCGCUCGUUUGCAUUAACUUCCAGGUCUAAUUUUGGAACUGUGUUUGGUCAGUGAAAGCGAUUUAACUACGCAGUAAAAAAAAUAAAUAAAUAAACACGGCUGUUGGUCUACCUCAAGAUCACCAAGUAGAGCUUCACCACAGGAUGUCAUGACUGGACAAUGACUUGCACUUUGGCACAGGCCUUCUACAUCACACUAAAUGUUAAUCAGACAUUUACACACACACACACACACACACACACACUCACACAUAGAUACAAAGGUUCUUGAAUUGACAGUAUGUCCCUUUGCACACUUGGCUGAUGAAUGCAUGUACAGGGGUAAAUACUGGGACAUAAAAGUGUGAAAAAGAGAGCACUUUUGAUUUUAUAAGAGGUCACAGAGAUGUAGUGAACGAGCAAAGGAGCGUGACAGAGGAGCUUCACCUGCCCUCUGCUGGUUGGCGACUGCUGAAUGUCUCAGUGGGUGGAUGGGUGGUGGUGCUGUGAUCUCCGCUGCCAUGCCCCUGCAACCUUCCCCCCCGUUCUGACACCCUGCUCUGUUUCACCCCUGGUCACGAUCUCCCCGCCUCCCUUCUACCUCCGUUUCCUCCCCUCCUGAGCCUGGUGUGGUAUUCACCUCCUCCCUGAUGUGUUUGGGAAGAGCUCUUGAAGUGAAAGAAAAGAAGAAAAAAUAUAUGUAUUAUUAUAUAAAUCUUUAAAAAAAAAAAAAAAGAAAAGAAGGAUUAUAGAGAACUAGAGAUAAAGGUGGAAGUCUUAUUGUGAAAUGCAGAGGUUAUGCAUUAUAUGAAUUUCAGAGGUGAAGAUGUACAGGAAACCUGUUAAUAUUGUAUAUUUUGAAUUUGAAAAUAUGGAAAUCUGAUCGACAAAUCAAAGACAAAAUUAACUUGUUGUGAUGCAGAGUUUUCACUGUCUCACUUGCAGCUGCGAGUUCGGAAACGUGUUACAGAUAUUCUGUUGUGACUGAUAACAACACAACUGUAGGGCAGGUUGCCUCGAGUAGACGGCAACGUUUUGUUUAAUGCUGAAUGAGGAUGAUUUUGCACAUAAUUUGAGAUGUAGUUAGGUGUAGCCUUUGCUUUAGCACUGGCUAUGUUUUACUGACAUUAUGAUACCCAAAUGUAGACUCGCCUGUCUCUUUAGGUUUUUCAUGGUUUUUAGAAGACGUAGAGAGAGAAAGAAUUUUAUUUCAAAGAUCUGUAAAAUCUGAAAAAAACAAAAUAACGCUGAAUCGUGUUUGGCUGCAUAAUCCAUAUUUGAUGCACUCCACAAGCUCCACAAAUUCUUUCCAAAUUCUUGCACAAGACAGUGAAAAUAUAUCUGUUGUUUGAUAUCUACAAAGGGUUACUCUUCGGUGUUGUGGGGUCCACGGUUAUUAUUUGGACUUUUUAUUUCUGAUUUAUGAAACGCGCGCCCUCUUUUGUUGUGGUUCUACACGAAGCAUUUUCACACUGCACUUAAGUAUUUGCCUUUUUUUUAAAAAGAAAAAAAAAAAAGAAACGAAGACCACCACCUGCACUCAGAAUUUAUAAUCCUGUCGUUUUUCUUGGCUCAGUUCUGAUGACAGAAAAAAAAAAGAACCAACAGAGUGUGGCGGUCUUUCUUCAGCCAGUAUGCCAUCGUACCCAACAUCUUUUUAUCAGCCCGUUCUCCCGGCGCCGUAGUGUUUUAUUUACUUUUCUGCCAGAAAGGCUCAUUUUAAUUUCCAGAUGGCGUCUGCAGAGGGCCAAACGACUGGUGGAUUUUUUUUUUUUUUUUUUAGACCUUCUCUUGUGUUUACUAGAACUCCCAGGUGUUUUGCGAGGCAGUCGGGACAGAGUCUAGCUUUAGACCUCGGUCACUCUGAACUGGAUCAGUUGCACUGAUUGCACAAGUGAUUGACCAGAUUAAAGAGUCUACUGUGAUCCCCCCUCAGCGUGCCGAGGGACGGCUGCCAUUGGUUGAAAGAAGGCGGGAGGCAGGGUUAUGUCUCUGUACAGUCUGUUUAUCAGUAUUCCCUUUAUCUCUCCUGUCAUUUGGUGGAUCUUGCUGUUUUAUUCUCCGUAGUCCAGAGACCUGUAUUAAACUGUAUUCAAUUGUAUAGAUUGUGCAAAAAGCUGAAUGUCGCAUAGCAGAAGAGAAAAGCUAUUCCUUACAGAUGACAAAGUGAUUUAAAAUGUAUAAAAGAAAUUCAGAAACAAAGUUUAGGGGAUAAAUGUAAUAUUUUGUUUGUAAUUACUAUUUUUUGUUGGAAGAGGGCUACUGGAUAAAGAAUCAUCUGUAAUAAAGUAAUUUUAAUAUU
This is a messenger RNA of Acanthopagrus latus (yellowfin seabream), 7219 nucleotides long. It is a transcript of the gene taok1b, whose product is annotated as TAO kinase 1b. The transcript is spliced from 21 exons. NCBI's taxonomy places the organism in Eukaryota, Metazoa, Chordata, Actinopteri, Spariformes, Sparidae. Gene Ontology annotation, molecular function: ATP binding; protein kinase activity. Gene Ontology annotation, biological process: execution phase of apoptosis; protein phosphorylation. Bases 853 to 3900 code for a protein of 1015 amino acids. The record is from RefSeq and is a predicted model, not a curated record.